ACAUCCGGCCCAAAGGCCACAUAUAAAAUCGCUGGCACUGCGCUUAGGGUUAGGGUUAGGGCUUUCGUGCGCGCGAGAGAGUGGGGAGGAAGAGAGAGAGAGAGAGCGCCAUCGCCGACGAGCAGCCAAGAUGGGUAUCUCUCGUGAUUCGAUGCACAAGAGGAGGGCCACUGGUGGAAAGAAGAAGGCUUGGAGGAAGAAGCGAAAGUAUGAGCUUGGCCGCCAACCAGCCAACACCAAGCUUUCCAGCAAUAAAACUGUGAGGAGAAUUCGUGUCAGAGGAGGAAAUGUCAAAUGGAGGGCACUCCGACUUGAUACGGGCAACUAUUCAUGGGGAAGCGAGGCUGUGACACGUAAAACCCGUAUUCUUGACGUGGUCUACAAUGCCUCCAACAACGAGCUUGUUAGGACGCAAACUCUUGUUAAGAGUGCCAUUGUGCAAGUGGACGCGGCUCCAUUCAAGCAAUGGUAUCUCCAGCACUAUGGUGUUGAUAUUGGUAGGAAGAAGAAGGCUCCUGCUGGCAAGAAGGAAGCAGCAACUGAGGAGGGCGAAGGUGCAGCACCAGCAGCAGAUGCUAAAAAGAGUAACCACGUAGUCAGGAAGCUUGAGAAGCGUCAGAAGGAGCGCACCCUUGACUCUCACAUCGAGGAGCAAUUUGGCAGUGGCCGUUUGUUGGCUGCCAUCUCUUCUCGCCCUGGCCAAUGCGGCAGAGCUGACGGGUAAGCACAUAAUGAAGAGUUCUUGAA
This is a messenger RNA of Asparagus officinalis (garden asparagus), 747 nucleotides long. Its product is annotated as 40S ribosomal protein S8-like. The record is from RefSeq and is a predicted model, not a curated record. Lineage: Eukaryota; Viridiplantae; Streptophyta; Magnoliopsida; Asparagales; Asparagaceae. Gene Ontology annotation, molecular function: structural constituent of ribosome. The transcript has 4 exons. Gene Ontology annotation, cellular component: cytosolic small ribosomal subunit; ribosome. Gene Ontology annotation, biological process: translation; maturation of SSU-rRNA from tricistronic rRNA transcript (SSU-rRNA, 5.8S rRNA, LSU-rRNA). Bases 131 to 724 code for a protein of 197 amino acids.